This is a messenger RNA of Nycticebus coucang (slow loris), 3824 nucleotides long. RefSeq names its product desmoglein 3 (gene DSG3). Gene Ontology annotation, cellular component: desmosome; plasma membrane. Gene Ontology annotation, biological process: homophilic cell-cell adhesion. The transcript has 16 exons. The coding region runs from base 140 to 3142 and encodes 1000 amino acids. Lineage: Eukaryota; Metazoa; Chordata; Mammalia; Primates; Lorisidae. Gene Ontology annotation, molecular function: calcium ion binding. The record is from RefSeq and is a predicted model, not a curated record.
ACGCAUAACAGGCCAUCUGUAGACUCCUGCGGAAGGCAGCAGAGACACUGCUGAAGGCAUUUCUUAGACUUCGUCGGCAGACUACCAGCAGGACAGGAGCAGCAGCUCCCUUGGAUUUGUUCACCAGGGAAAACAGACAAUGAUGGGGCUUUUUCCCAGAACCACAGGGGCUCUAGCCCUUUUAAUGGUGGUCAUAUUGGUUCAUGGAGAAUUGCACAUAAAGACUAAAAGACAACACGAAGAAGACAGAACAGCCGUGCAACAUACCAAAGGAAGGUAUAAACGUGAAUGGGUCAAGUUUGCAAAACCCUGCAGAGAAAGAGAAGACAACUCAAAAAGAAACCCGAUUGCCAAGAUUACCUCAGAUUACCAAGCAACCCAGAAAAUUACCUACCAAAUUUCUGGAGUGGGAAUUGAUCAACCGCCUUUUGGAAUCUUUGUUGUUGAUAAAAACACGGGUGAGAUCAACAUAACAGCCAUAGUUGACCGAGAGGAAACCCCGAGCUUCCUGAUCACAUGCCGGGCUCUAAAUGCUCUGGGACAAGAUGUAGAGCAACCACUUAUACUAACGGUCAAAAUUUUGGAUGUUAACGAUAAUCCACCGGUAUUUUCACAAAGCAUAUUCAUGGGUGAAAUUGAAGAAAAUAGUGCUGCCAACACCCUAGUGAUGAUACUAAAUGCCACAGAUGCUGAUGAACCAAACCAUUUAAAUUCUAAAAUCGCCUUCAAAAUUGUCUCUCAGGAACCCGCAGGCACACCCAUGUUCCUCCUAAGCCGAAACAUUGGGGAAAUCCGUACUUUAACUAGUUCUCUUGACCGAGAGCAAGUUGACAACUAUCACCUGGUUGUGAGUGGUGCAGACAAAGAUGGAGAAGGACUAUCGACUCAAUGUGAAUGUCGCAUUAAAGUGAAAGACGUCAACGACAACUUCCCAAUACUCACAGACUCUCAGUAUUCAGCACGUAUCGAGGAAAAUUCUUUAAGUUCUGACUUACUGCGAUUUCACGUAACAGAUUUGGAUGAAGAGUAUACAGACAAUUGGCUUGCAGAGUAUUUCUUUACCUCUGGGAAUGAAGGGAAUUGGUUUGAAAUACACACUGACCCCAGAACUAAUGAAGGCAUUCUCAGGCUUGUUAAGGCCCUAGAUUAUGAACAACUACAAAGCCUGCAAUUUGGUAUUGCUGUCAGAAAUAAAGCUGCUUUUCACCAAUCUGUAAUUUCUAAAUAUCGAGUUCAGUCAACACCAGUCACAAUUCAGGUAAUAAAUGUAAGAGAAGGAAUUGCAUUUCGUCCCGCUUCCCAGACAUUUGUAGUGAAAAAAGGCACAAGUAGUAAAAAAUUGGUGGAUUACAUCCUGGGAACCUAUCAAGCCUUUGAUGAAGACACUGGCAAAGCAGCUUCAAAUGUCAAAUACAUGAUGGGACGUAAUGAUGGUGGUUUCCUAAUGAUUGAUUCAAAAACUGCUCAGAUCAAAUUUGUCAAAAACUUGGAUCGAGAUUCCACUUUCAUAGUCAACAAAACAAUCAUAGCUGAGGUUCUGGCCAUAGAUGAAACCACGGGUAAAACUUCUACAGGCACGGUACGUGUUGAAAUACCCAAUUUUAGUGAAAAUUGUCCAACAGUUGUCCUUGAAAAGGAAGCAGUUUGCAGUUCCUCUCCUGUGGUCGUCUCCGUUAGAACACUGGGUAAUGUUAAAUACACUGGUCCUUACACAAUUUCACUGGAGGAGCCACCUCUGAAGCUGCCAGCCAUGUGGAGUAUCACAACACUCAACGCUACCUCAGCACUCCUCAAAGCCCAGCAACAGGUGUCUCCUGGAGUGUACAGAAUCCCCCUGGUCAUUAUGGACAGUGAGGACAAUCGGUGUGAGACACCAGAGAGCCUGACCCUGGAAGUCUGUCGAUGUGACUACAGGGACACCUGUGGAACUUACGACCCGAUGAUAGGCCCUAACACCAGGGAUAGAAAUCCAGCCUCGGGGAGGCUGGGGCCUGCUGCCAUCGGCCUGCUGCUCCUUGGUCUCCUGAUGCUGCUCUUGGCCCCACUUCUUCUGUUAACCUGUGACUGUGGGACGGGUCCUUCUGGGGGAGUGGCAAGUGGUUUUAUCCCAGUUCCUGAUGGUUCAGAAGGAACAAUUCAUCAGUGGGGAAUCGAAGGAGCCCAUCCUGAAGACAAGGAAAUCACAAAUAUUUGUGUGCCACCUAUAACAGCCAAUGGAGCUGAUUUCAUGGAAAGUUCUGAAAUUUGUACCAACACAUAUGCCGGAGGGACAGUGGUUGAGGGCACUUCGGGAAUGGAACAGACCACGAAGCUUGGAGCAGCCAACGGGUCAGCAGGUGCUGCAGGCUUUACAGCAGGGGCAGCAGCCUCUGGAGCCGCGGCAGGAUUUGCAGCAGCCACUGGCUUCGGCAUCUGUCCCACAGGGCAGUCCGGGACAGUGAGAACGAGACACUCCACCGAAGGAACCAUCAGGGACUAUGCUGAAGGGGUAAUAAGCAUGAAUUUCCUGGACUCCUACUUUUCCCAGAAAGCAUUUGCCUGUGCGGAGGAAGAUGAUGGCCAGGAAACCAAUGACUGCUUGCUGAUCUAUGACAAUGAAGGCACCGAGCCCGCCAGUUCUCCUGCUGACGCCCUGGAUUGUUGCAGUUUUAUUGUCGACGACCUGGAUGACAGCUUCUUGGACUCGCUAGGCCCCAAAUUUAAACAGCUUGCAGAGAUAGUCCUUGGUCUUGAUGACAAAGCCAAACAAGCACAGCCAUCUGCUAAGGAAAGUGGUUAUGUGGCUGACUCCUGUGGCCGUUGCCCAGAAGUCCCGCCAGCAGGACCCGUUAGGGGCCAGACUUUGCCAGGCAGUGAAGGAGCUUCUGCUUUGUCCGCCUCUCUGUCUGUCCAGCCAGCUAUUUCUAUCCCUGACCCUCUGCAGUAUGGUAAACAUUGGGUAACGGAAUCCUGCUCGGCUUCUGGUCCCUGCGUGCAACCUUCCACGGGGGUCUUUGAUCCACUUCUCACACAAAAUGUAAAAGUGGCAGAAAGGGUGAUUUGUCCCAUGCCCUGUAUUCCUGGUAACCUAGCUGGCCCAACACAGCUACGAGGGUCACGCACUGUGCUCUGUACAGAGGAUCCUUGUUCCCGAGUCAUAUGACCAGAAUGAACUGAAACAACAUAUUGGCCGAAUCUGCAUAUUUGCAUCAAAUUAUUCAAAAUUGCAAAGUUCUCUAUACUGGGCUGAUUUGGCACUUACUUAACAGUUGCUCUCAUAAACUGAUCUUGACCAUAAUUUAAACGUUCAGCCUCAUACAAACUGGAUAUGUUGUCACUCCUAAUUCUCAAAUACUGUUCAACUUGUAGUAAAUUCAAUAUUCUUAAGAUCAUAUUCAGCAGGAAAACUUCCUGAACUUCAAUAAGCUUCUAUCUUUCCAGUGCCAUAGGAAGGGGCUAUCCACUUUCAAAUGCAAUGUGGUUUACUGAAUUAAGCAUUCAAAGUUAAGGAGUCCCAGUUCUCGUGUCUGUCACCUCUUCUUAUGUCAUAGAUAUCUAUAUCAUAGAUCAUGAACUGGGACAUUAUCAUAGAUAAUGAUAUAAGAAUCACAAAGUAUUGGCUAAAGCAUUUUGAGCUGCUUGGAAAAAGGAAAGUCUUGCAACUGAGUUUCUUCUGUCUUCUUGGUGCUGGGGGACCAUAAAUGCAUCUUUUGCUCAAGCUGAGGGGUAUAGGCUUAUGCAUUAAUCUUGCUAUGUACAUCUAUAUUCCACAUACUGUCACAAUAAGACAAUCCGAAAGAGAAAUGUCAUAAAACAUUUAAGAAAAUGUAAAAUAAUAUAAAUUA